UUCAGAUGUGACUUUGAUAACAGAAAAUUAGAAGCUGCAACAUGUUCGCUUUGAAUUUACUACUACUGGUGGUGUUCGGUAGGGAUGUCCAGGUGGGCCAUGCCGCAGUUGUCGGAGGCAUUUCAAAAGAAUCAAUGAUUGUCCCAGAUGCAUUUUGGACAUUUUCUGCUCAAAACCAUGAAGUAAUCGGAAGUUCUGAAGAGCAUGGCUACAUUCGGAACACAACUUUUGAUACAAACUAUCCUCAAUACACCGGGCCAGCAUUUGACAGGGCCGUACAGUUCUGGGGGACUUCUUCCAGUUAUAUACAGUUUCCUAAUGACCAGGGCGCUCUGGAUGGUACCGACUGGGGGGCGUGGUUCUUCUACAUAAACAUCGACACGGAUGUCGGCGAGGCGACCAUUCUGGAGUACGAGGGGGCGUGUCCUGGAGGUCAAGGGUUGAGCAUCCGGUGUAUCAACGGAUACAUUCACGUGUCAUUCUACACCAGUUCCGGUAAAUACGAAACCGGAAACAGUCCUGUCAAACUCACACCAGGAGUUUGGACAUACAUCGGGGUCACGUGGCACUACCUCCAGCCGAUGGUCUAUGUGAAUUACAAUGGAGCAGAAUUGCAGCAAGUCCUAACCCACAAUCUCCAGUUUGUGGAACGUAUCGAGGCUCAUGGAAAUGUCAAAAUCGGAGGGUCAUUCACUAGCGACACUCCUUUCCGGGGCCAGAUUGCGUGCCUAUGGUACCAGAAAGGUUACUUCUUCAAGAAAAACAAAACUCCUUUGGCGUUCUGUGACUCCAGUCUCCGCUCAAAUGCCAUGUCUCUUGCGGUAACAGACAUUGCAGUACUUCCAGCUUCCGGCUGUAUUCCACAGCUCGUUACUGCCCCCCUAAGAACUGUCGAGGAGAGAUGCCAGGUCGAGUAAAUUUUAAUCUACUAAUCCACCCAGUUCCCCCAACAGUAACCAGGCAAACAGUUAUGGAGCCUACUGUGACUACAGUACCGGCUAUGGAGA
This is a messenger RNA of Mizuhopecten yessoensis (Yesso scallop), 1007 nucleotides long. RefSeq lists its product as uncharacterized. Lineage: Eukaryota; Metazoa; Mollusca; Bivalvia; Pectinida; Pectinidae. The transcript is spliced from 5 exons. The record is from RefSeq and is a predicted model, not a curated record. Bases 42 to 917 code for a protein of 291 amino acids.